Vidua macroura (Pin-tailed whydah) is the source of this 1288-nucleotide messenger RNA. It is a transcript of the gene PROKR1, whose product is annotated as prokineticin receptor 1. Gene Ontology annotation, molecular function: neuropeptide Y receptor activity. NCBI's taxonomy places the organism in Eukaryota, Metazoa, Chordata, Aves, Passeriformes, Viduidae. The record is from RefSeq and is a predicted model, not a curated record. Gene Ontology annotation, cellular component: membrane. The coding region runs from base 107 to 1288 and encodes 393 amino acids. Gene Ontology annotation, biological process: neuropeptide signaling pathway. The transcript has 2 exons.
UUUGGAUGAGGUCUCUCGCCUGCCACUCUUGUGCCCUGCCACGCUGGGCUAACACAACACCGAGGGCCAGCCAAGCUGCACAUGCCAAAAGAAGACAGACACGGCCAUGGAGCAAACUGAACGCGACCUAAAUGCUACCGCCCACCUCAGCUUUGCUGCAAUCUACAACAUCCGUGAUGGGGAUUUCGCCUCGUUGAGAAACUUCUCUUUCAAUUUCACUUACAGUGAUUAUGACUUGCCACUGGACAGUGAAGAUGACAUGACCAAAACCCGCACCUUCUUCACAGCCAAGAUUGUGAUCGGGGUUGCUCUGGCUGGCAUCAUGCUGGUCUGUGGCAUUGGCAACUUCAUCUUCAUUGCUGCUCUGGCCCGCUACAAGAAGCUGCGAAACCUCACCAACCUGCUGAUUGCCAACCUGGCCAUCUCAGACUUCAUCGUGGCCAUCGUGUGCUGCCCCUUUGAGAUGGACUACUACGUGGUGCAGCAGCUGUCCUGGGAGCACGGCCACAUCCUCUGUGCCUCAGUCAACUACCUACGAACUGUCUCCCUCUACGUUUCCACCAAUGCUCUCCUGGCUAUAGCUGUUGACAGGUAUUUGGCCAUUGUCCACCCACUGAAACCACGCAUGAAUUAUCAAACAGCAACCUUCCUCAUUGCCUUGAUCUGGGUCAUCUCCAUACUUGUAGCUAUUCCAUCUGCAUACUUUGCUACUGAAACUGUGUUGUUUAUAGUGAAAAACCAGAAGAAAUUUUUCUGUGGCCAAAUUUGGCCAGUUGACCAGCAGAUGUACUAUAAAUCAUAUUUUCUCUUCAUCUUUGGCAUUGAAUUUGUAGCACCUGUGAUUACAAUGACCUUGUGCUACGCCAGGAUCUCUCAGGAGCUUUGGUUUAAAACUGUCCCAGGAUUUCAGACGGAACAAAUCAGAAAGAGGCUUCAGUGCAGAAGGAAAACUGUCAUGGUACUAAUGUGCAUUCUGACUGCCUAUGUUCUCUGCUGGGCACCUUUCUAUGGCUUCACAAUUGUCCGAGACUUCUUCCCCACGCUCUUGGUGAAAGAGAAGCAUUAUCUUACUGCCUUUUACAUAGUCAGGUGCAUCGCCAUGAGUAACAGCAUGAUAAACACCAUGUGUUUCGUAACCGUGAAAAACAACACCAUGAAGUACUUCAAGAAGAUCAUGCUGCUCAGAUGGAGGUCAACGUAUAAGGGAAGCAAAUCUAGCACAGAUUUGGACCUGAGAACAAGUGCAAUGCCAAUCACAGAGGAAGUAGACUGCAUAAAACUACAAUAA